Molecule: messenger RNA, 879 nt
Organism: Pogoniulus pusillus (Red-fronted tinkerbird)
Lineage: Eukaryota; Metazoa; Chordata; Aves; Piciformes; Lybiidae
Gene: ATP5PO
Product: ATP synthase peripheral stalk subunit OSCP
Exons: 7
Coding region: 16-813 (265 amino acids)
Biological process (GO): proton motive force-driven mitochondrial ATP synthesis
Cellular component (GO): membrane
Molecular function (GO): proton-transporting ATP synthase activity, rotational mechanism
Source: RefSeq, a predicted model, not a curated record
GCCUCAGCGGGCAGGAUGGCGAGGAGGAGCCACUGCGAAGAACUACCUUUCCCAGUGCGCUCCGCAGCAGAGCAGGGCGGUGCGCAGAGCCGCGCAGGAGAGGCGGCAGCAGCUGUGGCGCCUGCGCGCAGCUCAGCGCUGCGACCGGCCUCGGCGGUGACCUCGGGCGGGCGGAGGAAGAUGGCGGCUGCGGGCCUGUCCCUGAAGGUGCGGCAGCUGAGCACGACGGCGGCGAGGCCGCUCUCCAAGCUGGUCAAGCCCCCCAUCCAGGUGUACGGGCUGGAAGGGCGCUAUGCCACUGCGCUCUACUCCGCCGCCACCAAGCAGAAGAAGCUGGAGCAGGUGGAGAAGGAGCUGAGCCGAGUAUGGACACUCUUGAAGGACCCUAAGCUGUCCAGUGUUGUUAUGAACCCUCACACCAAGAGCACAGUUAAACAAAAAGCGGUGAACGAUGCCUUGGUAAAGGAGAAGAUGUCUCCUCUAAUUGUCAACCUGAUGAAUUUGCUUGCUGAAAAUGGUCGCUUGCGCUACACACCAGACAUUGUCUCUGCGUUUGGGAAGAUCAUGAGCGCGUACCGAGGAGAAGUGGUGUGCACAGUCACCACUGCACAGCCCUUGGAUGAUGCCAGCCUCACUGAGCUAAAAAGUGUCCUGGGAGGAUUCCUGGCUAAGGGAGAAGUCCUGAAGCUGGAGACCAAGACUGAUCCAUCAAUCCUUGGUGGCAUGAUUGUCAAUAUUGGGGAGAAGUAUGUGGACAUGUCAACAAGGUCAAAGAUCCAGAAACUCACCAAAAUCAUGAAAGAGACUGUCUAGAAAUCUGUCCCUAGUCAUUUAUGGUGAACCCUGUCAGAUGGAAACAAUAAAAUUAUUUCAUCUUGA